CCCUUUUUUAUUUUUGUGCUGAAAUUUAGCUUCCUCAUCUCCAUCUAACUAAACCAUCAAGUAUCACCCCCACCAUUCUCUGUCUUUCUCUCUCAGACUCCACAAGUCAUUGUGGUGAUGAACCCACUCUUCUCUCCAAAUCGUGUGUAUUUACUCUUUAGCAUCCAAUUUUAAAUGAAUUUGAUUGGGUUUUUGCGUUUAGAUGUUUGUGAUAGAGAGAGAACAGAAUGGAUGAUGAGUCUCUUCCUGGGCUUCUGUGCCAAGAAAGCAUGAUUUGCUUAACUGAAGAUGUGGCAGAUAAAGAUGCUGCCUUUGUAAGAACAAAGAGUAGUUCUUAUGGUGGUGAUUCAGAUGAAGAAGAUAUGUUCUUGAAAAGGUUGGUUGAUAGAGAGAAGACUUUUGGGUUCAAUAAGGGUUUUCAAUCUGUUGUGCUUGGUGAUUGGCUCAAAUGUGCAAGAUUGGAAGCUAUUUCAUUGAUUCUCAAAACAAGAACAGCACUUGGGUUUUGCUUCCAAACAGCUUAUUUAGCAGUCGCAUACAUGGAUCGAUUCCUUGUAAGAAGACCCAAUAUUGAUAGUGAACAAUCUUGGGCAAUUCCAUUACUGUCUGUGGCAUGUCUAUCAUUGGCAGCAAAGAUGGAGGAAGUGAAUGUGCCCACACUAUCUGAUUAUCAAGUUGAAGAAUACAGAUUUGAUAGCAGAGUAAUACAGAGAAUGGAACUAUUAGUACUAAAUAUAUUGGAGUGGAGAAUGUGCACAGUCACUCCUUUUCCUUUCCUUCACUAUUUUAUCUCUACAUUGUGCAAUGAAUCUUCAUCGAGUAGUCAUGUACUAUCUAGAACUGCUGGAUUCAUUUUUGCCAACAAAAAAGGGAGUGAUUUGAUUGAUCAUCAUCGAUCCUCCGUUGUCGCUUAUGCAGCUACAUUGAUGGCAUUGGAUCAGACACUAACAAGACCAGCAUUGGAGAUUAAGAUAAAUUCUGUUUCUUCUCUUCAUGAAUUGCUUGAGAUUGAUACUGAAUCAGUGGUUUCAUGUUACAAUCUGAUGCAGAAAUUGGAGAUACCGGAGUUUGAAAAACCACCUCUCUUGCCAUCCGAUUUGAGUCCAAUAGAUGUUGUGGAGAAUUCAUCGGUCACUUUCGUGAUUGGUACUAAGAGAAGAAGGUUUACAUUCUCAGAUUCCGAUCAAAUUGAUCGAUUACUCGAUGAGAAACGUUUGAGAUAGCUAAAGAAGAUCAUCGGUUUUUACCUCACAAAACAUGAUUUAGAGUUCAUGAAAAAUGUCUGAGAAAAAAAGUGAAGGAAGAAAAGAAAGAAAAAGCAAGGCUUUGAAGUACAUAUGAAAAGCAAUAAGAGAUCUUCAAGGCUGGCUGAUGAAAGAGUCAGUUGAUGUCAAAUCAAUUUUUUUUCUUCAAUUCUCAAUAUUUGGCAUUCUUUAAAUUAUUUUUUCUUCCUAAUUUGAUGUCUCUAGCAACCCUACCUUUUGAUGGGGAUGCUUGGAUGCUUUCUUUCUUUGUGUUUCUGAAAAGGUUGAUACAGAUAUGGUCUUACAAGAGGAGGGGAAAGCCAUGUCUGUGAUUUGUUUGGAUGUUGGCCAUCACCACAGUACUGUGAAAAAGAGAGUGUGAUUUGGAUUUGUUUGAAUGUUUGGGGCAUGCCUUUGUGUUAUGGGGAGCCUGCUUCUUCUUUUUCCCUUGUGAAAUCUCUCUGAUUGUGUUGAGAAUCUAGGGGCCAUGAAAAGAUAAAACAAGACCCUGUUUGUAGAAAUCAAAAAGGGUACUUCUAAGUUUUUAUUUUUUAAUGGAAUAUAUUUUUAUCUAAUGACAUUGCUAUG
Tripterygium wilfordii is the source of this 1832-nucleotide messenger RNA. Its product is annotated as cyclin-D5-2-like. The transcript has 5 exons. Gene Ontology annotation, biological process: regulation of cyclin-dependent protein serine/threonine kinase activity; mitotic cell cycle phase transition. Bases 228 to 1223 code for a protein of 331 amino acids. Gene Ontology annotation, cellular component: cytoplasm; nucleus; cyclin-dependent protein kinase holoenzyme complex. Gene Ontology annotation, molecular function: cyclin-dependent protein serine/threonine kinase regulator activity. The record is from RefSeq and is a predicted model, not a curated record. NCBI's taxonomy places the organism in Eukaryota, Viridiplantae, Streptophyta, Magnoliopsida, Celastrales, Celastraceae.